Molecule: messenger RNA, 1614 nt
Organism: Exophiala mesophila
Lineage: Eukaryota; Fungi; Ascomycota; Eurotiomycetes; Chaetothyriales; Herpotrichiellaceae
Exons: 5
Coding region: 1-1614 (537 amino acids)
Biological process (GO): carbohydrate transport; transmembrane transport
Cellular component (GO): membrane
Molecular function (GO): carbohydrate:proton symporter activity
Source: RefSeq, a predicted model, not a curated record
AUGGGCUUCAAGACAUUGUGGACAGAUUCAUCCAUCGUCAAGUAUGGCAGAACACUUCGGGCAUUGCCUCCAGAGCUUUUCAACCGUCAUUUAUCCAUCUCUGCUCUUAUAUACGCAACAUCCUCGAUGCCAGGGACAUGGGAUCAAGGCUCAUCAUCGGUCGUCGCAAGUCUCCCCGGCUUCCGAGCCCAUUUUGGCAUUAGCUCGGCGACCGAUGCCAAAGCCAUCAGGCACUUUGUUUCUUUGCCCUAUGUGGGCAUGGCCAUCGGAGCCCUGCUAUCCUUCUUCUUGAACGACCGUGUCGGCCGAUUGUGGGCGUAUCGAAUCUACAUUUCGGUCUUUAUUUUUGGUCAAAUGAUUGCCACGGCCAGUCCUGAUGUAUCUGGCUUGUAUGCAGCAAGAGUCCUUGGAGGCUUGGGCACCGGCGCCUUGACGGUGACGGGGCCGAUGUCUCUCGUGGAGAUAGCCCCAGCCGAGAUCCGUGGCGUGCUUACCACCUGGUUUACAAUUGCCAUGGCGAUGGCCCUGGUGGCGGCCAAUUUCUGCGUCUAUGGCAUAUUCAAGAAUAUCCCUGACAGCCGGUUGCAAUAUCAGAUCGUCUUCUUUGCUCCCUGCAUUUUCCUCGCCUCCUGUAUCGUGGCCAGCUUUUUCAUCUGCGAGUCUCCCCGCUGGCUCGCUCUGAUGGAACGAUACGAAGACGCCGGCCAGACUCUCGCCAAAAUUCGAGGCCUCCCAAGAGAUCAUCCUCUCGUCCAAAAGGAGCUGAGCGAUAUUCAGACUUCGAUCCGUCGCGAGCGAGAACAUCAUGGACCCAAGGUCAAUGCUGGAUUGACCAGUAUACUCAAGGAGGUUUUCACGGUCAAGGCCAACCUCCGCCGGCUUCAGCAGAUCGUGGUUUCCUAUGCUCUUGCUCAGCUUAGCGGGGCCAAUGCUGUCACAAGCUACUUUGUGCCCAUUCUCACCUUAUUGGGUGUCAGUAGUGGACCCCAGCAGAACAUCUUCCUCAGUGGCAUGUAUGGUGUUUCCAAAUUAGUGUUUGGCAUUAUGACAUCCUUCUUCUUCGUCGACGCCCUAGGCCGAAGAAAGUCGUUGUUCAUCGGCAUUGCUUUCCAGAUGAUAUCUGACAUCUACCUGGGUGUUUACAUCAAGUUCAAACAAGAUGACAACGCCAACGAAGAUUCUUCUCGAGCCGCUAUUGCACUCAUCUUCCUACACGCAUUUGGAUAUGCCGUCGGUCUCUUCGCCCUCCCGUAUAUUUUUGGCAGCGAACUUUGGCCCAAUCGAAUUCGAUCAUUUGGUGGUGCUUUGUCUCAGUGCUUGCACUGGCUCUUCAUCUACGCCAUGAUCUUCUACACGCCAUCUCUUCUUUCCGAUACCAACAACUGGGGUGCCUUUAUAUUCUUUGCCAGUUGGUGUUUUAUCGCCAUCAUCUAUGUCUUCAUGGCCGUGCCCGAGGUCUCUGGGCUGACCGUUGAGGAAAUUGAAACUCUCUUUGAAGGGCCCUGGUUUACUGCCUACAGACGGCCGAAGAAGCCAAACCCCCUCGACGGUGUCGAAAGCGACAGGAUAGAAACUGCUUUGAGCGAAAAGGGUGAAGCAUUGGUCAAACGCUAA